CUCUUAACCGAAUUACCCAUGCGGCACCGGGCAUGGUCGACCGUCCUCCCCACCUUAUCGGCACGCUUUCCAAAUGGGAACCCAUCGAGAAAGUGUCGUUGAAGCAUUUGAUGAGUUCCGACAAGAAAUAGACGAACAUCAUGACCGGAGAGAACGACUUAUCAAGAUCAGCAGGGAUGCGACAAACCUUUCAAAGAAAGUUAUAUUCCUACUCCACCGAGCAAUGACAGAAGAAUCCAAUAAUGACUCUGAUCCCUCUCUACGAGUAGUCCGUCGCGGUCGUGAAAAGCUUCGGGAAGUGCAAGCGUUAUAUGCACAAAUAAGGCUCGAGGUACAGGCUGAGCGGUUCUGGCACUACCACAGAGCAGUAUCGCCCGGCCUCCAAGAGUAUAUUGAAGCACUGGGCUUUGCUCACUACCUCGAGCAUGGCACUCUGGUGUCAUAUGAGGACGUCCAGCUUUCCCUUUCUGAUGAGAAUGGCGUACCUUAUUUUACUCUUCCGAAGGAAGAUUACUUGCUAGGCUUGUCCGAUGUCACUGGCGAACUCAUGCGAUUUGCAAUAACUGGAAUAGCUCAGAAGGGCGGUCGCACCAGAGCCAGAGAAGUAUGUGCAUUCGUCCGGCAAUGCAAGGCAGAUUUCGAGCGCUUUACUCCUUAUGUGAGGGAGUUGUCCAAGAAACAGGCUGUAACUUCACAAUCUCUGGAAAAGAUCGAGGACGCGGUGUAUGCUAUCGUGGUUCGAGGAUCUGAGUACGACAUCCCACCUGAUAUGUUAGACGACCUCAUUGCGCAGUCAAUCUCGACCUUCAGUUCUACUACCAGUGCGAAAUCGAGACUUGUUCAAAGAGACGUUCGGAGCGGAGAUGAUUACGACGAUGAGAUUUGAUACCCAGGAGAAUUACUUAGUUUGACUGUUCCAAUAUUAAUAUGAGCUUGGGCGGUCCAUAAGUUUAUAUCGGUUUUGGUAUGCCAACCACACUAAGUUCGCCCAUAAAUACGUACUUCACACAAAGUUGAAACUCAAGUGUCAAACACCACUAUUAGUAAUACUGGUAUCGACUCAGGCACCGAUGCUGACCGGGAGCUCCGGGUCAA
Messenger RNA from Suillus subalutaceus, 1095 nucleotides. RefSeq names its product Translin. Gene Ontology annotation, molecular function: RNA endonuclease activity; sequence-specific DNA binding; RNA binding. Lineage: Eukaryota; Fungi; Basidiomycota; Agaricomycetes; Boletales; Suillaceae. The transcript is spliced from 7 exons. The record is from RefSeq and is a predicted model, not a curated record. Gene Ontology annotation, cellular component: nucleus; cytoplasm. The coding region runs from base 74 to 886 and encodes 270 amino acids.